CCUUUGUCCUUUCUACCCCAAAUUAAACAAUACUGACUUUUUCCAUCUACAAUUCUUCAAAUCAUCAUAUCCCCAAAGUAAAAACCCAAACCCCUCCCUCUUCUUUCUCCAUAUCUCUAUCAUAUAAUCCCCACCUCCGGGAACUAAGGCCCAAAGCACAUAUCCGAUGGGGUCCCAACCUGAGACACCAACACUCCCACUCUUCUCAAUCCCACCCAUGCAGUCGCCGGAGCAUCCCGGGAUGCUGACGCCGCCGCUCCACACCGCCGUCUCCGUCCCCUUCCGCUGGGAGGAGCAGCCCGGGAAGCCCCGUCCCUGCACCGAUCUCAUCGCCCUCCCGCUCCCGCCGCCGCCCGACCACGCCAUGUUUUCCGGCCGCCCCAAGUGCUUAGACCCACCCCCCAGGCUCUACUUGGAGUACUCGUCUUGCAGAAACAGCGCCACCGCCAAGUCCCCCUCCCCCACCACCGUCCUGGAUGGGCCCUACAUCACCGCGAGGCCGCAAUUCUCUUCUUCGUUCAGAUUCUCUUCCGAUGGGGCCGGCAGCCCUGAGAAGGGGCAGCUUAGAGCGCUGGUUCUUGGGGAGAAGACGAAGAAGAAGAGGAGCUGGUGGCAGAGGACCCUUAAGUUUAAGGGUGGGGGUAGGGAGAUUGGGGGGUCCAGUUUCAUCUUCCCGUCGUAUAACUCCAUGGAUGCCGCUAGCGAUAAUGAUAAUGGCAAUAGUUCAAGCGUGAAAAUGGCGAGAUUUACAAGAACUGGCAGCUUUUCCACCCUUUCUCCUGCUAGGUCUCACUUUUGGGCAACGAUAUACCAUGGUGUUAAGCAAGUUAUGCCAUGGAAGUGCAAAAAACCUAAGAAAGAAGGCUUUGUCCUUUAGUUUCAUUCAACGACGCCGCUAACCAGCGUAAAAUGAUCAAAUCGUGCUCCUCGAUCGGACGCAUAUGUAGCAUAUAUCUUCUUUGGAUCUUUUAAGGUAUUAUAUAAUUUGUGUUACUCGGAAGUUGUCGGCAGGUCUGAUGAUAUAUGAUAAAGAUAUAAAUUAACAAUACUUUGAGGGCUGAUGAAAAAAUUAGCAGAAGAUGAAAGUGGACUUCAUUUCUAUGGCUGUCUGUGUUAUGUUUGACUUCUAUUAUAUGUUAAUAUAAUAUAUUUGAGAAAAAUGUAUUUGCAAAAGGGCAAAUCAUUAGCAAGUCGAACUGUGUUAGACUGUAUUACUGCAAACUUAUAAUUAUAAAGUAAAUAUAGUUCAAUGUUUUAACAUAUAAUUA
Messenger RNA from Ipomoea nil (Japanese morning glory), 1268 nucleotides. RefSeq lists its product as uncharacterized. Lineage: Eukaryota; Viridiplantae; Streptophyta; Magnoliopsida; Solanales; Convolvulaceae. The record is from RefSeq and is a predicted model, not a curated record. The coding region runs from base 167 to 877 and encodes 236 amino acids. The transcript has 2 exons.